GUGGCGCUCUGUCCUGCUGGGGGGGGGGGGGGGGGGUUCCCAGUCUGGUCAGUCUGGUCCUGCUGAGCUCCAGAAAGUGGAUUAGAGCAGACCCCCAACAAUCCUGUUCAAUCCUGUUUAAUCUCAUUACACUGAACUGAGGGGGGGUUGGGGUCGAGGUAUGUAGGUCGACCAAUCAGCUGCCAGCUUCAGUUUCAUUAAAGGAGCAGUCACUCACUCCUGGUUGUUUUAAAUCAUUAAAGUCCUUUAAAAUCUCCUUAAAUCAUCUUUAAUGUCCCUGAAAACACCUUUACUCUGAAAAACCCUUAAACAGCUCUUAUUGUGAAAAGGCCUGAAUGAACACGUGGUCUGGACAAAUGGAAACAUUAAAUCAGAGCAGCAGUUGUAACAGGAAGUUAUGUCACAAGUCAGAAUCAAUGAUGACAGCUGAUUGAUCCUGUGAUUAUUGGGAUUAUGAUCAGAAACGGUGACAACGACUGAAAAGCUGCUUUAACUUUUCAGUCCUGAUGGAGAGAGAGAGGAGAGAGAGAGGGAGAGAGAGAGGGAGAGGGGGGGGGUGAUUAUGUCAGAAGAGCAGGUGAUGAUGUCACCCUGGGUGGUAGAGGUGGGGGUGGGGCUUCUCUCAGGUGAACAGUUCCAGGUGAGGGCGGAGCUUUCAAACGGCAGCUUCCUGCAGCUGAACAGGUCUGAUGAAGACGUGGGUCAGAUGAUGAAGAGGCUGGUUGACGGUUUCCCUGACGACCGAGAGACGCUGUCCUGCAAACUGCUCUCAGAGAUCAUGAGGUCUAAUGGUUUCUGUCUGGCGAACACUGAGACCAUCCUGUUUGACCUGACUCCGCCCACACAGGGUGUCACCCAAUCAGAUCACUCCACGAGCAGACGGGGGAGUGCUGUUCCUGCCGCUCUGUCAUCCGUCCAUCUCUCCUCAUCUUCUUCGUGGUUUCACAGGGAUGAUGGGCAGGAUAAUGAAGAGGCGGAGCUUGAAACGCAGAACGGUCCAGCCCCCCUCCCCACACCUUCUGCCUGACAUCUCACCUGCUGCUCACCUGGACGCAGGAGACCGACACCCUGGACGAGCUGUGAAUAAAAACACAAACUUCAGAGUUCAAUGACAUCAGGAAGCUUGUUGUCACAGUGAUGUUCCUCUCACCUUUCUGCUGAUCGAUCAAUUGACAGAUGGAUCGAUGGGAUGGAAAGCUCUGAUGGACUCCUGGUGCAUUGUGGGAGGAAAAAGCAGCUGUCUGUGUGAUUGAGGCCACAGUCGAUAUCUGCUGCUCCACAUUCCAACAGUGAGGAAGACUACAACUGUUAGCCUAGCUUAGCACAAAGACUGGAAGCAGGGGGAAACCGUUAGCCUAGCUUAGCACAAAGACUGGAAGCAGGGAGAAACUGUUAGCCUAGCUGUCUGACCUACAUGUUGAAUGUUGGUAAUUUAUGUCGUAUUUUUGUUUAAAAAAAAAAAAAAAAACUUCCACAGGAAAUCAGCUGUUUUAAGUCGUCACCUUAUGAACAUUGAGUCUGAUUUAUUAAAUGGUCUAAACCAUGAGUUAUACCUCAGUUUUACUGGACCAUCGUGGCAACAUUUUCUGCUUAGAAAAGGUUUUAUCCAUCUGCAGAAAUUCUGCAGCCUGUUCUGUCCAUUUAAUCUGUGAAAAAUCUGUAUUUUUCUUUUAAAUGCUGCAGAAUUCUUACUGACUGCAAACAACACAGAAGAACAAACUUGACAUUGUACAUGUUCAGAUGACCUGUUGAGCUUUGACUAAAAGACCCUGGAGGUUACAAUAGAAAGUCUCUAUUUUCUCUGUUUAUACUUCUGCAUGAGUUUUUUUUAUGUUAGGUUGUCGUUAGAAACCACAUGACCAGUAAAACAAAGGUUGACCCUGUUUUCACCAAAGUUCAACAGAGUUAAAAGCUUGUUAACCUCAGAGUGUUAAUGAUGAUCCAUAUUAAACUGGAACAAUCAGGUCACAUCUGGUCCAGAUGUUGAUUUAUUCUCUAAGCACAGAGAGUUAAUGGAUCAGCCUGAGGUCAAAUCAAUGAUCCUCCGUCAUCCAUUGGUCUGAUGAUCAGGACUUAAAGAGCUGCAGAAGGACCGAUGAGUGCACAGAGAGACAACUAACAGAACAGCAACAGGUGAAACCAGCCAGCAUCCAGCCAGAACCAUUUGACUUCCCACCGUUGUCCAGCUGACAUUUAGCCGACAGUCAUCUGACCUCCAGCUAACAUCCAACUAGUGAUGGGUCAGCGCCAUCCGACCGGACCAUCCUCGCUCUGCUCUGUGGGAGAAAACUGCUCCUCCCUCCUGACCAACCACCAUCACCAAGUCAAGACAUCGAAGCUGCUCUAUCUGCCUGGCCAUGUCCCCACACAGCCUACUCACCUGCAGCCUCACCUGUUCCCCACAGUGGACGUCCCUGACCAUGCUCACUACAUUAUCGGCUCUGUUAUCCUGUUGGUGGGGGUGACAGGCAUGCUGGGAAAUGCUCUGGUCAUCUACGUGUUUUGCCGUAGUCGGACGCUACGGUCGCCCAGUAACCUGCUGGUGGUCAACCUGGCAGCCGCCGACUUCCUCAUGUCUCUGACGCAGUCUCCAGUUUUCUUUGUGGCCAGUCUGCACCGUCGCUGGGUGUUCGGGGAGGUCGCCUGCGAGCUGUACGCCUUCUGCGGCGCUCUGUUCGGCAUCACCUCCAUGAUGACGCUGACGGCCAUUGCAGUGGACCGCUGCCUCGCCAUCACACGGCCGCUGGCCCUGUUGGGAGGGGUGAGUCGUCAGCGGGUGUUGGCAGUGCUGGCGGGGGUGUGGUUUUACUCUCUGGGCUGGAGUCUGCCGCCAUUCUUCGGGUGGAGUGCCUAUGUCCCCGAGGGCCUGCAGACGUCUUGCAGCUGGGACUACAUGAGCUUCACAGCCACUGUGCGUACCUACACCAUCCUGCUGUUUGCCUUCGUCUUCUUCGUCCCGCUUGCCCUCAUUGCCGGCUGUUACUUUGCCAUCUUCCGGGCGGUGCGGAGGGCGGGGCAGGAGGUGGAGCAGCUGAGCUGUGGAGAGACCAACAAGGCGUACGAGCGUCUGCGCAGCGAGUGGCGGUUGGCUAAAGUGGCUUUGGGAGUGAUCCUGCUGUUCAUCGUGUCCUGGUCUCCAUACUCUGCCGUCGCUCUGACCGCCACCGCUGGCUACGCUCACCUGCUGACUCCGUACAUGAACUCAGUCCCUGCCAUCAUUGCCAAGGCCUCCGCCAUCCACAACCCCAUCAUCUACGCCAUCACCCACCCGAAGUACCGCGCUGCCAUUGGCCGCCACAUCCCGCUGCUGCGCACUGUGCUGCGGCUGCAGGAGAAGGACCUGCGCUCGUCUUUCAGCUCCAGUGGUGCUUCGUCUCGCCGAGCCACACUCACCAGUCAGAGCUCGCCGGGAGGUCGGCUUGGCCCUGGCGUCCGGACCAAUGGCCGUUGGGGGAAGAGCAGUCUGUCCUCAGCGUCUGACAGCGAGUCCUGCUGGACGGAGAGCGAAGCCGACGGAUCCAGUACCGGGUCAACAGCCCUCAACCGACAGGUGUUCACAGAUGUUACCGCCGACACUAAGACGACGAGCUCCGCCCUGCUCAGCCAGAACAGGCGACACACAGCCGACACCACGUCACCUGCAGCUCCUGAUGCUGAGUCACCUGAUGGGGGCGCUGUCACAGAGGGUAAACCUCUGCUGCUUCCUCUGUGACACCUGGACAAUAAACUGAAGAUGAACAAAACAAACUUCGCAGGUUUUGAUUGGACACAUCACUUCAGGGGGCGGGGCCAGACUUUAACAGAGGUGACAUCAGUGUUUUGCUCACUGUUGUCAUUGCAGAAAAAGCUAAUUUCUAUGAAUUUUCUGAAAUUUAGUCUGAAUGCUGAGGCUCAGUUGAGAUGGCCAUUAUUGAUUGGUUAUUGAUUUGAUUGAUCAGCUGACUGACUUUGACUGGAACAGAAGAAGUUUGAUUUGUUCAGUUCAAACUCUCACAACUUUAUUUCAUUGUUUAGAUGUUUUUCCCAGUUUCAUACAGGAUUAGCGUUUUUAUCUCACAUCCUUAUCUCCUACAUUCCUUCCUUACCUCCUUGUUUCCUCUCUCCUUACCUUUAUUAUUACUUCCCUCCCUCCGUCCUUUCCUAUCUGUCAGUUGUUGUUAUCUGUUCACCUGUCAGUCAGCUGAUAGUGUUUUAUUUUUUAUUGUUGUUGAACAGUCUCAGUAGACACACUGUGGUUGUUAAUGUAAAGCUGUUGUCAAUAAAGCUUCAGUGGAUUGAAUGUUAAUCCUUCAGAUUA
This is a messenger RNA of Lates calcarifer (barramundi perch), 4297 nucleotides long. It is a transcript of the gene opn4.1, whose product is annotated as opsin 4.1. Gene Ontology annotation, molecular function: G protein-coupled receptor activity. Gene Ontology annotation, cellular component: membrane. The record is from RefSeq and is a predicted model, not a curated record. The transcript has 3 exons. The coding region runs from base 2237 to 3712 and encodes 491 amino acids. Lineage: Eukaryota; Metazoa; Chordata; Actinopteri; Centropomidae. Gene Ontology annotation, biological process: visual perception; G protein-coupled receptor signaling pathway.